AUGUCAAAACUCACUCUAUACGACCUCCCAAGCAAAGGCCAUUGUCGCUGCUGGUCCCUCAACCCAUGGAAAACUCGUCUGGCCUUGAAUUUCAAAAACAUCGACUACAAAACAGAAUGGAUCGAAUACCCAGACAUCGCAUCCCGUCUCAGUCCCCAGUCCGUUCCUCCCACCUCUACACCCCAAUCACCCCUCUGA
This is a messenger RNA of Lachnellula hyalina, 198 nucleotides long. RefSeq lists its product as uncharacterized. NCBI's taxonomy places the organism in Eukaryota, Fungi, Ascomycota, Leotiomycetes, Helotiales, Lachnaceae. The coding region runs from base 1 to 198 and encodes 65 amino acids. The record is from RefSeq and is a predicted model, not a curated record. The transcript has 2 exons.